CGCGAGUUUGGAAUACCAACGUCUUGCUCAGCGGGCGCAUCAUAACCCAUUUUUGCCGGCCUUUUGGGGAACCGAGAUGAAAUUGCACGACUUGCAUGAACUCCUUUUGGACAUGCGGGAACAGCUGUUUCCAGCAAGAUGCGACAAUGCUACCCAGGUACGGGCUAUUUCACCGCCCUUGUCGUGCGGUACACAUGCUGUAUGGGAGAUAUUUGCAGCUUGGCAAUCUGCGGUGCUCGAUGCAGCAAAGUGAAGUGAAGCAUCACUACCUCACGCGGUAUGGGAAAAGAAAACAAAGGCAUCUGCGACUUUUGCCUGCGACCUUUCUUUGCCAGGAGCGUCUCUUCCAAAUCCGCGAGCUUGUUCCCUGCCUUUCCUUGUCCACACAACAGCAAGAUCACCACAAUGGACACCAAAGAUCAGAAGAGCGCGGGCGUCCCUGCCCCUGAGACGGAAGCCUUGUGCGGGUCGAUUGAAAGACAGACUGCCUCUCCAUCACCAAAUACAAGUGACGCUGCUUCGUCACCUUCAUCGCCCUCUUCUAUCGCACGAAGUGCUUUAGACCUCAUGGAAAGUCAAGCAACUGCUCGGAGCACUGCCCCUCUCCCGCCUGCCAGCUCCAUCACAAAUACCAACGGCCCUGAGGCUCAGGACGGCAACUCAUCAUCUCCUCCAUCGCAUCAACCUCCCCAGACUGUGCCCUCCACUUCCUCAACAUCAAGUGAGCGUUGCGAGCGUUGCAUACUUCAGCGAAAGAAGUGCGACGGCGUAAAACCUGCUUGUGGCAAUUGUGCCAGUAGCAAAACACUCAGAAACAGCUGUGUCUAUCCGCCUGGAAGACCAUCACGCAGACAGCUCGCCGAGAUGAAGAAGAACAACCAAGCAGGCCACAAUGGCGCAAGCGGUCAUCAAGAUCCCAACAGCGGCAACAACAAUGGUGGCACAAAUUCCUCAGCGAGCCCGAACAACACCACGCCUCUUGCACCUCCACAGCCUCCUCAAGUUCACCAGCGACCAGCCGCACGACAGCCAACAGGUUCAGCAUUGGUGACUCCUCAACAGCCGCCCUCACAGAUGCCGACAAUACGCCCUUCAGUCCUACAUGCGCCAGGUCCUCAAUUGCAGAACCAACGAAGCAUUUGCAGCGAGCCGCCACCUCGUUGGCAGCCAAUCGACGGCAGUGCGCAAGCUGGUGGACAAAGCCGCUCCUCCGCACGCCGCCCGAUAACAACAACCCAGGCACCAUCACCAUUCACUGCGUACGGCAGCAUUGGACGAGGGCAAGACGUCUACCUCCGUCCGCGACUGUUCGGAGACAAUGAUGGACCUGCGUCGAGCGCCAUUGCCAGGCAGCAGAGCAACGGACACGCUCCUGCAUUCGAGACGACGGGCGGCCAGAUUCAGACGGGACAGUAUCCAACACGUUUUCCAGAUCUGAACUGGGGCGCGCAUCAUAUCUAUCUUGCUGACGGCAGCCUCAACCCAAGUCCACCUCACGGGGCUUCCACAACUCCAACGGUGCUGGGCAGGACAACACCGCUGGUAGCUGGGUCGUUGGCUAGGACACUCGAGCGACGCCCAGCCCAACCACCACGAGAGGAGGAGAAUGCUGGAAACGAGCGUCAAGAAGAUGAUGGAGCAAGCCACGGUACGGGGCAGGAGGAGGAGGACGACAACGACGACGAAGAGUGGAUUGACAUGAACGCAGUAGCUGAGUAGUGUGCGCAAGGUCCCUUCGUGGUUUUGACUGAGGAAGGUGGGGCAUUGCACAGCACAUGUCGAUACUGAGAGUACAUGGUUGGGAAGCAGCGGUCGACGAGGUGACUCCCAGUCUCGAGAGGUUCUGCAGGGCGUUAGCUUUUUAUGGA
Exophiala viscosa is the source of this 1868-nucleotide messenger RNA. RefSeq lists its product as uncharacterized. Gene Ontology annotation, molecular function: zinc ion binding; DNA-binding transcription factor activity, RNA polymerase II-specific. The transcript has a single exon. The record is from RefSeq and is a predicted model, not a curated record. The coding region runs from base 280 to 1719 and encodes 479 amino acids. Gene Ontology annotation, biological process: regulation of DNA-templated transcription. NCBI's taxonomy places the organism in Eukaryota, Fungi, Ascomycota, Eurotiomycetes, Chaetothyriales, Herpotrichiellaceae.